CCAUCACGUAUGCGGGCAGGGUGUGUCACCUCGGAGUUGCGUGGGAGGAGACAGGUGUGAAUGAUGUGUUAAUGUUCAGAGAGUCGUCACUCCCUCUUGCAUUCCAGCUCUACUCAGCUCACAAACAUGCCACACAGCCCCAAGCCUCAGUAAAGUCUUCCAGCAUCACUUCCUGUCACUGCACAGAGAAACUGGAACAGCGGACAGAUUUGCAUCGCACUCACAUGGUGUACAACCACUAGGACUGGAUAAAGCUAGGGUUUGUUCUGGUCUGUAAUUCCUGGAUUCCUUUAGCAUUGUGGAUAUGGGGGGCAGAGAGGAGGUAACGCUGGACAGACUCGUUUCCGCCAUGCCGUUUUCACACACCAGGUUGAACCGUUUCAGGCUUCGUCCUGCCAAAAGCCCUGCGAGGAACAAGCGUGUGAAACCAUCCUUCUACAAGAAAAAAGCCAGAAAUCCCAGCCCCACCGAGAUGAGCGUGGAGCCCUGGGCCAGCCCGCAGGACCAGGCAGCCGCUGAGGAAGAACACAGCACGCACACGGCAUCCUCCCAAGAUCAGGAGCAGCACCCCGACAAACUCUGCCUGGACUCGUUCUGGAGUGAGGUGGAGACCAUCCGACAGGGGAGUGGCUAUACAGAUCUCGACUGCAGCAGGAGAGACUCCAGGCAGUCAGAAGAAGGUGAACAGGAGGAGCAGUGGUUGGCUGAUGCUGGUUUGUCGAACCUCAUCAGUGAGGACAGCGAGGAUGUAGACAACGUGGUGCUGCUGUCGACACUGACCCGGACUCAGGCCGAGGCCGUGCAGCGUCGACUGAAUUCCUACACGCUGUCCCUCCGCAAGAGGAACAAACCGCGCGACGUCCGUGACGUCUUCAACUCACCCAUCGCUCAGAACCUUCUGCCUGAGUCCCAGCAUAGUGAAGACCUUGCCCAAAACAGCAUGGCAUCGGUCGCCAAAACACCACUAUCAGGGUGUGUUUCCCACUCAGCUGUGACGCCAGAGCAUCAGCGAGGUGCUCCAAAAGAGGAGUUCUUCAUCACCGAUGUGGCUUACUGCGAACAGGCUGUCAUCUUCUUCAAACAGGCCAAACUGCCGCAGAACAACAGCCAACGCAGAAAAGAGGAUGGCACCCUGCCACGGGUGAUCUGCCCCAAGUGCCGUCUAGGGGUGACUCGUAUUCAAGAUCUCUCCCACGCUGACAUGAAGAAAGUGCGUCAGUUGGCUCUCAUCGACAUGACGGCGCUCUGCGACCUCUUAGAGCUGGAGGUCAAAAGGCACAAAACCGGCAAGAGAAAAAUCCCAGAGAGCACGCUGUUCGGGGUGCCGUUGGCCACGCUGAUGGAGAGCGAUCAGAAAAUUAAGCCCAACACCUCGACUCCUCUCUUCAUGCAGGCAUUGUUGUCGUUUUUAGAGAAGAAAGGAGUCGAUUCGGAGGGGAUCCUGCGGGUUCCAGGAUCUCAGUCCAGAAUCAAGCUGCUACAGCAGAACUUGGAGACCAACUUCUACUCAGGGCAGGUCAGCUGGGAUGAGGUGAGUCCAAACGACGCUGCCGCGCUGCUUAAGAAGUUCAUCCGGGAACUGCCCGCUCCUCUGCUCACCACCGAGUACCUCAACACCUUCAGCGCUGUCAGAGACAUCACAGAGUUGAAACAGAAACUCCACAUGUUGAACCUGCUCAUCCUGCUGCUGCCUGAGCCCAACAGAAACACACUGAAGGCCCUCCUUGAGUUCCUCAGUAAGGUGGUUUCCAGGGAGAAGAAGAACAGGAUGAACCUGUGGGCCGUAGCGACCAUCAUGGCUCCCAACCUCUUCCUCCACAAGGCCGUCCCCAGCAGACUGACUGAGGGGGCAGAGAAAGGGCAUGCGGAGAAGGCAGCUGAUGUUAUGAGGCUCCUCAUCCGCUACCAGGAGUUGCUCUGGACGAUCCCUAAUUUUCUCAUGGGCCAGGUGCGUAAGCUGAAUGAGAACAGUAACCGGCGUUACCAGUUCUACGAUCGCCGCAUCAAGAACCUGCUGAGGAAGAUCCACACAGACAGCCGGGAAAAACCUGAUAAGAACAGCUCAGAGCUGUGCCGUACAGUGAAGAUCCAGGUCGGGGACCUGGUCAGCAGCACCAUGGAGUACCAGCUCACGACAAACUCUCGAGCCUCAGACCUUCUAGCACAGUUUCAACGCCAGUCCCUCCGCAGCCCUGAAAAUGGAAAGGGCAAAAUGCGAAGAAACGGCUCUGUGGCGUAUCCAGACUGUGCCCUAUAUGAAAUCGGGGGGAAUAUUGGUGAGCACUGCCUAGAUCCCGACACACACCUUCUGGAUUUGUACAACAGUAACCAUGGAGGAGAGUGGGUCAUCAAACUGAAACCCAACGCCAGCAGAGGGCUGUGAAGGAUGGACAGAAAGAUCAGGGAACAGCUUGCUCAAAAAGGACAAAAGCAAGAACCUAAAAAAAGAUAGAAUCCAUGGAGCCCUCUCGUCCUUCUUGUCCCUUUCAUCCUUGGAGCAACAAGCGAAAGGGAGACAGAUGGACAGAUGGAGGAAGCAGAAACAGAUAGAUGGAAAAUCUGCCAGGAGCAGAGCCUAAAAACUGUCUAUGAUCAGAUGGACACACAUUGCCCUCUUUGUCUUUCUCUCUCUCUCUCUCCAUCUUCCUCUUCUUUUUCUCUCCAUCAUUCCUCUCCUGUGUUUUACUGCGGGGCAGCGACGCUGCAAGCAAAAAGCUGCUGACGUGACUCAUUACUUUCAACAGAGAACCUGCUGCAUACAAAACAGAGGAGAGAUGAGAGAAAGCGAACGGCUGGGCAGUUUGGGUCGCCAUCUUUUUUCAUCUCCAACUACGAGCGAGCAGAUGGGGAUGCAGAGCACCUCUGGCUAUAGAGAGCCAGAGUCCCACCCCCUUUCUCAGGCCAGCCAGACAAUGUUUUUCAACUGUGGGUUUCAUUCAUCAGUCUUUUGAAAGACCUCAAACAUGUUUCAGGAGCCCUCUGCCCAUAUUCUUGGAUGAAUUAGUGUCUGAACCUGCACUGGACAUUUAUUCUGAGAUACAGCUACUAAAUGGACCUCGUGGUGAGAUUGUUCUCCCAACAACUAUUUUAUUAACAACAACUUCAGCUUCAGUGACUGAGCGGUAGAGGCAGAGAGUGUAGAUACCAUAGACUAAUGGGAGCUGUAGUUGUUGAAAGCUAACAAAUCAUUUAAUAUGAAUCUCAAAUUAACCGUCAAUCAGUGCGUUUGCGUGCAUUUCAGUAACCAGGUUAGUCAGCGAAAACCAGGUUAUGCUGGUAAUCCUGGUUACUGUAAAUCCAGUAAGCAGAUUUCUGGCCACCCCCAACCUUAUUGUAGAAGCCUGGCUUACUGAUUAACUCUAUUAGAAGACCGUCACUAAAGUGCAUUAAGUGCAUGCACUGACUGACUCCAUUCAGCCUAGAAUAUGGACAGAAAACUCUAGUAUCAUGUUCUCAUGUUCUGCUUUUUUAAAAUUGUAUUAAACCCUGAAAACCAUCAACGCCUGAAAAUGGAGCGGGACUUCAGCUCACUUACUGACUGAUCAAUCAGGUAAUCAACUGACUGAUCCUCCUCAUUUGCUGGUUGUCUCUCUCCAUUGGCCGCUUUUCAGCUCAGACAUCGUGAUCACAAAGUAAACAAAGACUUCUCUGUAUCGGCUCCUUUCUUCGUCUGUGCCAUUCAAAGACGGAAAGAGACCUAGAUGAACUGAUAUCCCCUUGUCUGUGAAACCCCUUAGCUCUCCUGGGCCUUACAAAAAAUCCAUGGACUUCCAAGGACUCCUGACCUGUACAUAACAGUGCUUAAAGACACUUUUUUCUUUUCGAUACCAAGGGAUUUGGUGUCGCAACCUCAAGGACAGUUAUUGCACCUCUAAAGGGAGUUGUUAAGGAAACAUGUCGAAGCUGGUCUUCAGUUCUCAUUUUUAAACACAUGAAUGGAGCCGAAAGUGCUGAAGCGACUCUUGGGGUUUACUGGGAUUAAUAUUAUUUAUAUGAAUGUAAUGCCAUUGUUGCUUCUGUAUUUGAUGAGUAUUCUGUAGGCUAGAAAGACUUUAGGAUAAAGUGGAGUUGCUGCACUCAGUGUAACAGUAUGUUGUGUUAAGACACCCAUACUCAGUGUGGGAAUCAGCAGUGUUUUUGUACAUAUUUCCUCAUGCUAAAUAGUUUUUUCAUGGAUCUCUUCACAUCUGUUUCUCCUAAACAGUACCGUAAGAUACAUGUUAUGUGUAAACAUUGCUCAUUGAUACACUCUGCUGUGAAGAGGCGCUGAUAUCACUGCAGUCGGACUGUUUCUGGUGAUUGUGUGAAGUACUCCUAACACAUGCAAGCAGCAAAUGAAUGUGUUUAACAUUUUGUGCCGAUCGUCAGAUGUGAAUCAUUUUACUCCUCGCAAUCGGAGCCAUGUUGGUGCUCCGCAGCCAUUUUGUGGGAAGUGUCUCGCACGCCACACUCAAUAGAUGGAGUAAUGACAGCCGGCCCGGGAACCGGCAUCCAUCAACACCCUCUGCUCCAUCUCUGUCACCUCCAUAAUGGACCAUAAUGGCAGUGUGGUGCAUGCAUCAGAAACACGCAGAGGAAUCACAUUUCUUUGAUAAAGGAGAAGGUAAUAAAUGGCUGUUAUAAAUUCUGCUGCCCUGGACCUGACGACAGCAGCGUUGUGUGUGUGUGUGUGUGUGCACGCAUGCAUGUGUGUGAUGAGCUUCAUUACACAAGUCCAAUUGGCCUGUCCCAGGGUCCCAGGCACAGUUCAGUGCCUCGGCACAAAGCGAGCUGAUGAAACCGCCUUCUGCUGACAAUCAGGAGAACUAGGUCACCUCUGAAGCAGGAUCCCAGAGGGCAAGCAGCGCGAGUCCAAACACCCCGAGGAGCCGAGCACAUGGACACGUAUUGUCUAAACACACAUGACACACGACGGGCACACUGAAUGACAUGAUGUGGAGUCACCAAAACGUGGGGCGGGGGGAAGUUCACACACUGAUACACCGGUUUUCUAUUGACUGUUUGUGUUUGUACAUAUGUGAAUGUGUUUGUGUGAAAAAAAAGAGGAAGCUCCCUUUGGGGUAGAUAUCUCUGGAACAGUGUUAUCUACAGUAUAUAAUUACCCGAAGAGACUAAAUGACGGCCAGUUAUUGGAAUAUUUGUUUCCUGUCGUGAUCAAAGUGUGGUUGUGGGCCUCUUAUUGUCUUCAUCCAUGUCCAGCUUUUAUUGUGAAAAUUUGAGACGUCUGUCAGCAGACGUCAGAAUGUAUAUUUAUGCCCUUUACACAAGUCAUUGUUUUUAAUACUUCUGUGAAAAUACCUUAGCCUUUGCUGUAGAAAUAAAAAAACUUUUGAAAAAUGUCCCUUUUUGUCAAUAAAUGUGAAUCUAAUCUUGUG
Dicentrarchus labrax (European seabass) is the source of this 5375-nucleotide messenger RNA. RefSeq names its product rho GTPase-activating protein 40. Gene Ontology annotation, biological process: regulation of small GTPase mediated signal transduction; signal transduction; regulation of actin filament polymerization. Bases 305 to 2383 code for a protein of 692 amino acids. Gene Ontology annotation, molecular function: GTPase activator activity. The transcript is spliced from 15 exons. Gene Ontology annotation, cellular component: cytoplasm. Lineage: Eukaryota; Metazoa; Chordata; Actinopteri; Moronidae. The record is from RefSeq and is a predicted model, not a curated record.